AUGCGGCCACUGAACGAUGAGGAGACGCAUUUAGUGUUUGAAAAACUGGCCAAAUAUGUGGGUGGUAACUUGCCUCGGCUCAUGGAGGGAGAACACUUUUUGCGAUUACACAAGGAACGCGUUUACUACGUAAAUAAAGUUAUUCUAAAACAUCUAUCGACAAUUGGAAAUAAGAAUCUAGUGAGUGCUGGAGUUUGCAUCGGCAAAUUUACCAAGAGUAGGCAGUUUAAACUCACAAUAACAGCCAUCCAGCUGCUAGCCCACUAUUCUACCAACAAAGUAUGGUUAAAAUCUGGCGACCAAUCAUUUCUCUAUGGUAACCACGUGUUGAAGAGGCAUAUUGGUAGAUGUUCUAGCUCCAUGCCAGCUAAUAGUGGAGUUGUUAUAUUUACUGAAAUAAAUAACUUGCCGAUCGGGUUUGGGGUUACUAGCAAGAGCUCUGAAAGUUUGGAAAAGUCCAAUCCCGAGGACAUUGCUGUUUUUCACCAAGCAGAUAUAGGAGAAUAUUUGCGCCACGAAUCUGACAUUAUCUAA
Molecule: messenger RNA, 534 nt
Organism: Babesia microti strain RI
Lineage: Eukaryota; Apicomplexa; Aconoidasida; Piroplasmida; Babesiidae
Product: NIP7, 60S ribosome subunit biogenesis protein NIP7
Exons: 4
Coding region: 1-534 (177 amino acids)
Biological process (GO): ribosome assembly
Cellular component (GO): nucleus
Molecular function (GO): RNA binding
Source: RefSeq, a predicted model, not a curated record